AUUACGUACACUGAACUCAAUGUGGUCCUAAUCUAUACUUCCUUACUUUCCUCAACUCAUGUCCUUAUUUGGUAUUUUUGUCUUUCACUGCAGUGCUACAAAUCUCAUGGGUCCUCCCCUCCUCAAGGGUGCAGCAGUCUGUCAGCUGGCUCACCUACAGCAGCUCCACCGACUCUCAACAGAGCACUCGCCAAAGGGAAAAGCUUCAGGAGUAGCUCCCUGUCCCUCAGUCCAGCCCAAAGACACCAGGACACUCAUCACUUCAGGACCCUGCCAAUCUCUCGAGGACCAAGGGUUGCUGGCCCCGCCUAUCAGCACCUGCAAGAGAAAGAGUCUACAGAGAUGGAGGCGGAGUCUUUAAGAGGGUUUGACACUGGGAGGGAUGAUGGUGACAACCGCCAGCGCGGCGGGUUCCAGAAUAUGCAAACCCUGUCUCGUUCCGCGUGGAAGAAAGAUUGGAGGGAGGUGCCCUACACCUGUCUGGACAGAGGACUAAAACCUGCUCCACCCUCUCUCCGCACACAAUCGGUCCCCAUCAUCCCCUCUCUCCAGGGACACGACCGCGAGGGGGGUCACAUGGAUGAGACCAGGCAAGGAGUCUCGCAGGGAGGGGGUCUCGCUGGGCCAAGUCACAAAGUCCAAGGACCUGCCAGUGGCAGCAACCACACCCCCCGUCACUCAACCACCUCUUCCUCUGAGACUGUAAUAGAAUCUGAGGCCAGACCCAGUCAUGUGCGUCCCUGCGGCGCUAAGACUGCACUGGGGUUAGGGACAAGCCCUAGCCACAUGCACCAUGGCUCCUCUGAAACUCCAGUAGGGCCAGGGGGCUCGUUCCAACACUCUGGUUUUUGUCCCUCCGGGACAGCAGCAUCCAGAUCAGGUGUUGCCAGGUUGAACAGCACAAACACUAUUAUUGCUGUGACCGUGCUGGAGUCCGAGGGAAAGAGCAUGCGGUAUACACCCAGACUGCUAUACAGCUGUCCCGGGAGCAGGGGUCCUCAGGCAGGAGGCCAAAGUGAGGCCCAGGGGCUCGGUGAACAAUACCCCCACCCCACCCCUAAUGGAUGGAGGGUCAAACUGCUUUCUGACAGCAGUGGUGAGCAGAGGUGCUGGAAUUGAUUAUGCCAAAACUUCUGCCAGCUGAUUGGACUAUAUCUUGCCGACAGGUGUGGUGAUAUUGAUGAUUUGUCGCCACAGAUGAUUUGUUUACAUAGCAGGUUAGGAUAAUUAAUGUUGGGGCAGGGAUGUGCAAAGAUGACAAAAUACAAUUUCAAAUUACCAUAAAGAACAACGUAUGAAAAUAAACUACAAAAUACUUAUAUUUUGAAAUGUAUUUAAUUAAAAAUA
Messenger RNA from Salvelinus sp. IW2-2015, 1347 nucleotides. The record is from RefSeq and is a predicted model, not a curated record. Lineage: Eukaryota; Metazoa; Chordata; Actinopteri; Salmoniformes; Salmonidae.